AUGUCCGAACAAACCAUAACCCUGCACACCUACUUCCGCUCCUCCUGCUCCGCGCGCCUCCGCAUCGCCCUCAACCUAAAAUCCCUCCCCUACACCUCCAUCCCCAUCAACCUACUCAAAAACGAGCACCACCAGAGCCAAAACACAUCCCUAAACCCCUCCGCCAGCGUGCCCACCCUCAUCAUCGAAAACCCCGAUGGAAAAUCAAUCAUAAUCCCCCAAUCCCUUGCCGCGCUCGAAUACCUCGAAGAAACCCACCCCCAAGCGCACCCCCUCCUCCCACCACUCUCCGACCCCACCGCGCGCGCAACAGUCCGCACCCUCUCCAGCAUCAUCGCCUGCGACGUGCAGCCGGUCACGAACAUGCGGAUCCUGAAGCGGGUGGCGCCGCUCGGUGUGGACAGGGAAACAUGGUCGAAGGAUUUAGUGGAGGAUGGGUUCCGGGCGUACGAGGCUAUUGCGGAGAAAACAGCAGGAAAAUAUAGUGUUGGAGAUGAGAUUACCUUGGCGGACGUAUGUCUUUUGCCUGCUGUUUGGGGGGCGGAGAGGGUAGGUGUGGAUUUGGGGAAUUUUCCGGUUAUUAAGGGGGUUAGGGAGAGGCUGGAAGAGGUGGAGGCUGUGAAGAGGGCGCAUUGGAGAUGUCAGGGCGAUACGCCGGAGGAGUUUAGGGUUGGUGAUAGGCAGUAA
This is a messenger RNA of Aspergillus niger, 687 nucleotides long. RefSeq lists its product as uncharacterized. Gene Ontology annotation, molecular function: glutathione transferase activity; maleylacetoacetate isomerase activity. The coding region runs from base 1 to 687 and encodes 228 amino acids. Gene Ontology annotation, biological process: L-phenylalanine catabolic process; glutathione metabolic process. The record is from RefSeq and is a predicted model, not a curated record. The transcript has a single exon. Lineage: Eukaryota; Fungi; Ascomycota; Eurotiomycetes; Eurotiales; Aspergillaceae. Gene Ontology annotation, cellular component: mitochondrion; cytoplasm.